Ruditapes philippinarum (Manila clam) is the source of this 732-nucleotide messenger RNA. Its product is annotated as mammalian ependymin-related protein 1-like. Gene Ontology annotation, biological process: cell-matrix adhesion. The transcript has 6 exons. NCBI's taxonomy places the organism in Eukaryota, Metazoa, Mollusca, Bivalvia, Venerida, Veneridae. Gene Ontology annotation, cellular component: lysosome; extracellular region. The coding region runs from base 60 to 641 and encodes 193 amino acids. Gene Ontology annotation, molecular function: calcium ion binding. The record is from RefSeq and is a predicted model, not a curated record.
UAGGCCAUAUAUAAAGAAGGUGCAAGUUUAAGAACUUGUCUAUCUAAUAACAUUGUACAAUGAGGACGGUUCUAGCUCUUCUCUGUUUGGCCGUAUACUGCGCCGCCCAGCAACCCGUACCAUGCAAGUCACCUGAGCAAUGGGAGGGGCGCAUAUACAGGAGCGACAGAUCGAAAGACUUUGCCGAGAUUGGCAGGGUGAGCUAUGACGAAACCAACAGAAGAGUAAGAAUUAUUGAGGAGGUAGAAAUUGGCACGACCAGAGAUUACUACGACACCCUUUACCUUCAUAACAUCAAUAGAGAAUACAAAUUCAACUUCAAGACCAAACAGUGUAACGUUACUAUGUUGACGAGACCAUUCAGACCUUUUGGAGUCCCACCAUUUGCUAAAUUCUUGUUCGAAGCCGAGGUCGGCGCAGCUGGUGUUCCUGGAGAGUCCCUCAUUGCUCAAACCUGGGAUGGUGAAUUCGAGGACAAAUCACGAUUCAUUACAACUGUUACAUACCCAGACUGUGUACCACUUAACUCAGGAUUUUACUCUAACGAUACUGGUUUCGUUCAAUCCGAUUUCUUUGACAUCAGCCUCGGUAUUUCUGAUCCAAUGGCAUUUAUCCCACCACAAGAGUGUAACACAAAAUAAAUAUCAAUAUCAAUUUGUUAAUAAUAUUCAUUUAAUAUGCAUUAUUUUGUGUUUAUACUUAAAAUAGUAUAUUAAUAAAAAAUAAACAUUU